CUUGGUGUCGACAAGCCGAUCAGACUAUAGCACGACUUAUCUCUUAUCAGUGAAAUCGAAAAUGUAUAACCCAAGUGUUUUUAUAGCCAUUGUGGCUGUAGUAUCGCUUUUUAUAUCUGCGGGGGUAUCCGAGAUGAUAACCUCCGUUCAGUUGCAAGAGGAAUUCAAGACUACGGCGGACAUACUAGCAUCUGUUGAUAAACUUUUGCUCGACUUGGAGGCCCGCCGGGAGUCACUGCAGCAGACGAGAGAGGCAAUUACCCAGGGCGAUGAGGGUAUCUAUCCUACCUCAUGCCUGAUUAGGAAUCAUCACAACACGAGCGUUAUUGUUCAGGUGCCGGGACACCAGGCUUUCCCGGCUCUCUGUGACUCCGAGUUGGCCGGCCAAGGCUGGUUGGUCAUUCAGAGGCGACGCGAUGGUCUGGUCAAUUUCUACCGCGACUGGAGUGAUUACAAAAAAGGAUUUGGCAACUUAAACGGGGAUUUCUUCAUCGGUCUCGAAAAAUUGCAUUUGCUGACGACAUUCCAGCCUUUCGAACUUUAUGUUCAUUUGGAAAACCAGGCCGGAGUGGAAAAGUUCGCCAAAUAUGAUGAGUUUGCCAUUGGCAAUGAGUCGGAAAACUACCAUCUGAAGAUACUGGGUAGUCACUCGGGCACCGCCGGCGACUCGUUAAUCUACCACAAGGGCGAGGCCUUCUCCACAUUCGAUCGGGAUAACGAUGCCCACAGGAAAAGAAAUUGCGCCCAAUACUGUCUAGGGGCUUGGUGGUUCAAAUCUUGCCAUCAGAGCAAUCUAAAUGCUCAAUAUUUGGACUUCAAAAAUGGAAAGGAUGUUCUGGAAACGCCCCCGGAAAAUUUCCGGUACAUGUCCUGGAGUUCAUUUGAUUCGAGUUCAAAUGCAAGACUGAAAUUCGUUCAAAUGAUGAUUCGUCCAAGGUUCGGAUGUCUCUAAAAUUACCAAUUCAUAUGAACUACAGGUAAAAAUAUUUGAAUAGCAUAGAGUAAUAUUAUUCAAUAUAAAAUGUACAUCGUAAUUCUGCAGAUUAUUACUUUCUCAGUAUAGAAAUUAGAUUUUAUAUAUUCUCGAUAUCGAUAUGGUUAAAAUAAAUUUA
Molecule: messenger RNA, 1112 nt
Organism: Drosophila serrata
Lineage: Eukaryota; Metazoa; Arthropoda; Insecta; Diptera; Drosophilidae
Product: fibrinogen-like protein A
Source: RefSeq, a predicted model, not a curated record